Messenger RNA from Angiostrongylus costaricensis, 273 nucleotides. The record is from the annotation of a GenBank genome assembly. Lineage: Eukaryota; Metazoa; Nematoda; Chromadorea; Rhabditida; Metastrongylidae.
AUGAGAGUCGAGGAUAAAGUUCUAGCGAUGCAAUGGGUUCCACGAUUCCUCCUCGUUGGCGUCAAUCCGGAAUUGCGACGAAUUCGCCAGUACUGCAGUAUCGCACACAGCGACACCAUGAGAAGCACGGCGGUGGUCGGCGGCCCUGAUUGUGUGUGUGGUGGUCGCGAACGACGCGACGGCGGCCAAUCGCUUGGGCCACCCAUUAAUCACUGGCUGGCAUCCAACGCAUUCGUCGUCUCACCAUCAUUACCUAAGUAUUCGCCUUCCUGA